Molecule: messenger RNA, 2028 nt
Organism: Aspergillus fijiensis CBS 313.89
Lineage: Eukaryota; Fungi; Ascomycota; Eurotiomycetes; Eurotiales; Aspergillaceae
Product: Zn(II)2Cys6 transcription factor
Exons: 6
Coding region: 1-2028 (675 amino acids)
Biological process (GO): regulation of transcription by RNA polymerase II; DNA-templated transcription
Cellular component (GO): nucleus
Molecular function (GO): RNA polymerase II cis-regulatory region sequence-specific DNA binding; DNA-binding transcription activator activity, RNA polymerase II-specific; zinc ion binding
Source: RefSeq, a predicted model, not a curated record
AUGCAGUCUCCCGUCCAACCCGUGUCACAACGACGACGCGCCCGCAUUCCUCUAUCGUGUGACCCCUGCCGCACGCGAAAAAUCAAAUGCAACCGGGAAUACCCUUGCCAGAACUGUAUCACUCGUGACGAGCAGUCAUCAUGUCACUUCAAAGGGGCCAAGAUUGACUCCCUUUCGAAUGCUCGGCGUGAGAGUCAGCUCGAUCCCAUGCGCCAGCGGAUCGACCAGUUGGAAAAUAUGGUGAAGAGACUCAUUGCCCACCAGACACCCGAGAGCCCUAAGCCUGGCGACCUGGUCGCGUCCGCUACCAAAGAUGUAGCCUCUGCGGGAAAGGUAGUGCUCGAUGGCGCCCAUUCAGUCUACCAGGGUGGCGAUGAUUGGUAUGAUGUGUUAGAGGAGAUCAACCAACUCAAAAACACCUGGGCCCAGGCCCAAGACGACCGAGUGGGCCAUCAGACUCCACCCACGCAGUCGCAAUUAGCCGAUGGAUCGAGCCUUCUGUUCGGUCAAGUGAAGCCCAUAGAUCGAAUCGAGAUCCUGGCCACUCUCCCACCCAAGCGCGAAUUGGACAAUCUGGUGGCUGUUUUCUUCGAUCGCCCAACCUUCCCAAUUGCCGUUCCUCCCAUCAUCCACGAGUCGACCUUCAUGCGGGAGUAUCACGAGCAUUGCAAGAACCCAUCCCACGCGAACUUCAUCUGGCUGGGACUCUUAUUCUCCAUUCUUGGUAUCGUCAUGCUAGCCUAUCACCAACACGGCGAGCCACCAGAGUACGAAGGCCGCUCGGAGUCUCUCUUCCAAUUGUACCGCAUCCGCACGGCGCAGUGUCUCCUGAGCGGCGACAUCGCCAAAUGCCUCCCCUACACCGUGGAGACCCUGCGCUUCAACGCCACCGCCGAGCUCAACCGCAAGGACGACAACCGUCGCGGCCUCUGGAUCAUGACCGGCGUGCUAGUCCGCACGGCCAUCAACAUGGGCUAUCACCGCGACCCCGCGCACUCGUCACCCCCGAUCCCCCCCUUGCAAGCAGAGUAUCGUCGCCGCAUCUGGCUCGCCGUGAUUAGCAUGGACAACAUGACCUCGUUCGGCGCGGGCCUCCCUCGCAUGCUGUCCGCCAUAUACUCCGACACGAGGGAGCCUCGCAACCUGCACGACUGGGAGCUGCCCGCGGAUGAUGCCACCGCUGCCAGCCUCCCACCUUCUCGACCCUUGACCGAAUCCACCGCGGUGACCUACCUAAUCGUCAAGGGCCGCCUGUGCCACGCCCUCGGCCGCGUCGUAGACCUCACGUGCAGCCCUACCUCCAGCACCUACGCGGAUGUCCUCGCCGCCGACCGCAUGCUGUCCGCGGCCUACGACAGCUUCCCUUCACACAUGCAGCCACCGGCCCCGCCGCAGCCCCUGGAGCAGCUCCGCCUUUUCCACGCACAGAUCGGACUCCGGUCCAUCUACCACCGGGCGAUGUGCACCCUGCACCGCCGGUUCCUGACCCAGGCCAAGACGAACCCGCAGUACCGAUUCUCGCGGGAUCGGUGCCUCGCCUCCGCCCGCGCGCUGCUGGCCACCCAGCGCGAUCUGUCCGAGCAGUGGUACCGGUUCGCGCACACGCGCCAGAUCCUCAGCUUUGCGGCGAUGGUGGUCUUCCUCGAGCUGGAGCUGAUGCGCCAAUUCCCCGGUGCGGAGGACGCGGUGGAGCAGGCGGAUCUACGGCGGGAUCUGGAGACGUCGGUGGCGCUGUGGGGGGUGAAUCGGGGGACCUGCGACGAGGCUGGGAGGCAGUGGCAGGUCCUCGCUGGGAUGCUGGAGGGUGUUCGUAGUCGCUCUGAUGCGAAAGAUGGUGAUGGCGGUGGUGGUGUUGAGGCGGCGUCGGCCGAUCAUGCAUCUGGCCUGGGGCUGUGGGGCCCUCCGUCCCAGAUGCCGGGCGUCGAUGGUUUCACUUUCGAGAAGGAAUUGGCCUCCGUCGAAAUUGAUUGGGCUGCAUGGGAUUCUUACAUUGAAGAUGCUGGUUUUGGAUCGGGACCAAUCUACUAA